Molecule: messenger RNA, 700 nt
Organism: Eutrema salsugineum
Lineage: Eukaryota; Viridiplantae; Streptophyta; Magnoliopsida; Brassicales; Brassicaceae
Exons: 2
Coding region: 46-423 (125 amino acids)
Source: RefSeq, a predicted model, not a curated record
GGUCUUGCAGUUUAUCAAGAGAGAGAGAGAGAAAGAGAAAUAGAGAUGGCUGAAAAAGGUCCUUCGAGUUUGGGACUUGUGUUCUUGCUCCUAGUGAUUCUUUUGGUCUUGUGCUCUAACGACUAUGCUCUAGCGUCUCCACAAAAGUUACACCCAUCAUCAGGAUGGAGAAGACAGUUGGUUCGAGUAGAGUCAUCAACAAGUUAUCGAGGAGGUGGAUACGGUGGAUAUGGUCGAAGUCGAGGAGGUGGAUAUGGUGGAAGUCGAGGAGGUGGAUACGGUGGAUAUGGUCGAAGUCGAGGAGGUGGAUAUGGUGGAAGUCGAGGAGGUGGAUAUGGUGGCUUUCAUUCGCCAUUGCCUUCACCUCCACCACCACUAGUAUCACUACCACCUUCGAUGUCACCGCAUUUACCACUGCCAUGAUUCGAAGAGAUACAAGCUGCUACGUAAGGAACGUCAACCCAUCUAUUCAAAGAUAAAUCUUUCCUGAUCGAUGUGACAAGAGAUACAACUUAAAAAGGUUAAAAAAUUAUAGUUCAUACUCAAUAUUUUCUGCGCUUUAAGGGUUUUAUGAAAAUAGUGUUUAGGUCGUUUACUGCGAUCUGAUUAUUAAUGAAAUGAGGAUAGAUCUUUCUGAUCCUCCAAAGGUAUAUACUGUAUAUAAAAGACAGAUGUCCUAAAUAAGGAAAAUAUGAAUUAA